AUGAGGGUGGCAGUGGGCAUGCUUUGGCUCCUGGCCCUCUGGGGGCACCCCCAAGCCCAGGGCUCCUGCCCCUCUCAAUGCAGCUGCAGCCUCUACAUCCUGGGUGAUGGCAACAAGGCCAGGACGGUGGUGUGCAGCGACCCGGACAUGACCCUGCCCCCCGCGUCGGUCCCUCCGGACACCUCCAGACUGCGCCUGGAGCGCACGGCCAUUCGCAGGGUGCCCGGGGAGGCCUUCAGGCCGCUGGGCCGCCUGGAGCAGCUGUGGCUGCCCUACAACGCGCUCAGCGAGCUCAGCGCCCUGAUGCUGCGGGGCCUGCGCCGCCUGCGCGAGCUGCGCCUGCCCGGGAACCGCCUGGCCGCCUUCCCCUGGGCGGCGCUCAAGGACGCCCCCCAGCUGCGGCUGCUGGACCUGCAAGCCAACCGGCUCUCCGCCGUGCCGCCCGAGGCCGCGCGCUUUCUGGGGAACCUCACCUUCCUCGACCUCUCCAACAACCAGCUGAUGAGGCUCCCGCAGGAGCUGCUGGCCACGUGGGCUCACCUGCAGACCGGGCCCUUCCUUCCCGGCCACCGCACCAGGCUGGUGUUAGGGCUGCAGGACAACCCCUGGGCCUGCGACUGCCGCCUCUAUGACCUAGCCCUUUUCCUGGAAGGCUGGGCCCCACAUCUGGCCUUCAUAGAGGCCAGGCUGAAGUGCGCCAGCCCACGCAGCCUGGCCGGAGUGGCCUUCAGCCAGCUGGAACUGAGGAAGUGCCAGAGUCCUGAGCUCCGCCCAGGGGUGGCCAGCGUCAGGUCCCCGCUGGGCAGUGCGGUAUUGCUGCGUUGUGGGGCCACCGGCGUCCCUGGGCCAGAGAUGAGCUGGAGGAGAGCCAACGGGCACCCACUCAACGGCACAGUGCACCAGGAAGUCUCCAGCGAUGGCACGAGCUGGACGCUGCUGGGCCUGCCUGCUCUGUCCCCCCCUGACUCUGGAGACUACAUCUGCCAGGCCAAGAACUUCCUGGGAGUCUCUGAGACUGUCAUCUCCCUGGCCAUCACUGAACCUCAGGCUUCCACGGAACGGAGUGGGAGCCCAGGGACACUGUGGGCAAGGGGCGAGGGGGCAGAAGCGGCCGCGUACAACAAGAUGGUGGCCAGGCAUGUCCCUGACAUCCCCGGACCUGCUGUCCCAGCCACCAGGUCCCCUGUGGCCAACAUGAAGGGGGAGCUGAGCCUCCAGCACUUCCAAAUGGGGAUCCCAGGAGGGCGCUCAAGUGGGCAGGCAGGACGCCAGGAGGCCCGAAUGGUGAGGUCUCUCAAGGUGGUGGGAGACACUUACCAGAGCGUGACCUUGGUGUGGAAGGCCCCCCAGGCUGGCAACACGACCACCUUCAGUGUCCUCUACGCGGUCUUUGGGCAGCGCAGCAUGCGGCGGGUGGUUGUGCACCCUGGGAAGACCAGCGUCACCAUCCGUGGCCUGGCUCCCAAGACCAAGUACGUGGCGUGUGUCUGUGUGCGGGACCUGGUGCCCCAGAAGGAGCAGUGUGUCAUUUUCUCCACGGACGAGGUGGUAGACGCCGAGGCCACCCAGCGGCUCAUCAACGUGGUGGUGAUCAGUGUGGCUGUUGUCAUCUCCCUGCCCCUCACCCUGCUCGUGUGCUGCGGGGCUCUGCAGCGGCGCUGUGCCAAGUGCCCCAUGGGGGGCUCUGCCGAGGCCGCGGGCGCCUACGUCAACCUGGAGAGGCUGGGUCACAGCGAGGACGGCUCCGAGGAGCUGUCCCAGCACAGCCUCAGUGAGGCCGACAGGCUCCUCUCGGCCCGGUCCAGCACGGACUCUCAGGUCCUGGGCGCCAGGGGGGGCCGGCGGAUCAAUGAGUACUUCUGCUGAGGGGGCGUUCCCUCCAGAUGCUCACACACUUGCUGCCGUCCCCUCUCCCUCUGCUCCUCCCACCUGCUUACCCGGACACCCGAGUCCACACUCACCCACUCUUGCCGGCUCGGGUACCUGAUUCCUCAUACAUUUACACGCAGUGACGACUGCUAACUUACUAAGCACUUACGGUGUGCCAGGAAGUGUUCUAAGUGCUUUAUGUACAUUAGCUUAAUCCAUUCUCAUCACAGCCCUUUGCAGCAGGCCCUACGUGUUCUCCCCAUUUUCCUGGAGAAGAAACGGGGGGAUUAACCAACUUGCCUGUAUCUGUCAGUUUUUUCUGUGUAACAAAUAACAGCAAGAUCUCAGUGGUAUACAGCAACAAGCCCUUAUUUUCACACAAUGACAGGUCUGCAGGUUGACCGGGGUGGCUCUGCUCCAUGAGUUCUAUUUGGGGCCCAGGAUGGAGGAUCACUGGUUACUUGGGGCAGACUUCUUUCUUGGAGGGGUCAGAUGAUAUCAGAGGAAUGAGCAAAAAUAAGCAACGUCUCUUAAGUUCUCAGCUUUAGAACUGGCACCCUGCCAUUGCUGCCCCUAUCCUAUCUGCCAAAGCAAGUCCCAUGGCCAAAGCCAACUUUCACAGAGCAGACAAGGACAGCUCUCCCAGGGAGGUGAUGGUGGGGCAGGAAAUAGUGUGCCGAGCACUGGUCUGAUCCUACUACAUUGUCCACAGCCGCUCUGGAAUCUGGACCAGGAAUUGGUUCCAGAGUUGACAGUCCUUACCACUCCCCUCUCUGGCAUCUGGAUUACAUUUAUGCUAGCUUGUAGACACUCACAUACACAAUCUCUUUAUGUUUUAGCCACAUCUGUACAGUCAUAUACACGCAGAGACACACGCUGUGCCCUCACCGUAUACGCUUAGGGAUUCUAACAUUUUUUUUCUCUGGGUGCCAU
Molecule: messenger RNA, 2802 nt
Organism: Zalophus californianus (California sea lion)
Lineage: Eukaryota; Metazoa; Chordata; Mammalia; Carnivora; Otariidae
Gene: LRIT1
Product: leucine rich repeat, Ig-like and transmembrane domains 1
Exons: 4
Coding region: 1-1866 (621 amino acids)
Cellular component (GO): endoplasmic reticulum membrane
Molecular function (GO): protein binding
Source: RefSeq, a predicted model, not a curated record